AAUAAACCAGCCUUGUCCCUCUAAUGGCUCUAGCUAACUGAGGCCUCAAGCGAGCUGAGGCAGAGACACGAGAGGGAUAUCCUUAAGUUCUGUUGAUUCAGCUUUGUGUGCGCACGUCGUCCAGGUCAGGAGGAACGCAUGUGCUUCUUUGGUGUUUAGCGGCGAAGCACAGACAACAAGGAUUGUGACUGUUUGGACAGCAGCUUUGGCUUUCUUCCCGUAAUGAGCUUGAGCUUUGUUCUUAACACAGACCUGGAAGUGAAAGUAGUCUGUGUCAUAACAGGCAGAAGGAUGUGGUUUAGGACAAGAGUCGCCAUGAAACAGCCAGCUCAAUCUUCUCGUGCUGUAAAAACGUGUGAAUGGACCUAAAGGAACGAUAACGUCAGGUGGAUCCGAUUAGGCAGCGUUGCGGUAGGUCAAAUUAGACUCCUCACUUCCACAUUCUAAUGAGGCCACGGCGAUGCUGACACCCUCUCUGAAUCCAAAGAAAUCAUCAUGCUGAAGACGGAGGCCUCGGGGGAGAGGACCUGCCUCCGUAGUGCCUCCCCCCACCGUAAUGCCUACCGGGCUGAGUUUCAGGCGCUCAAGAAGGCCUUUGACCAGCCUCGGAUCGAUGGAAACUCCAAGCCCAAAGACCUACAACGGGUGAAACAACCAAGAGGCCGGCAGUAUGGCGGCCAUGUCAGUCGCAUUAAGGACAUGUUCAUGCAGUUGGGCUCAGAAACUGUCCCGGCCAAGGAUUGUGAGGAUUCAUCACCGCAAAAAAUGGUCAAGCCCACCAACUUCAUCAACAAGGCCGAUGGAUCAGUGAUAAAACUCCAGCAUUCCUUAUCAGCUGACAAGAUUGGAGGUGCUGGAGCAAAGUUCUCUGAAACCAGGAAGCUGUUUGAGCAGCAGUCACGUGACCAGUCCCAAUCUCCAGUCUUUCCAUACGGACGGGAUAAAAGAGGUUCCCAUGAGAACCUGGAUGACUGGCGAGGUGCAAGGUCUAAUCGAGGCAGCACCGACUCCUUGGACUCACUUUGCUCCAGAACAGAGGCGUCCUCGCCAACUGUCAGUCAACUGAGUGCCGUUUUUGAAAAUUCUGACCACCUCAACCACGGUGCGCCCUACAAAGGAGUCAGCAGACGGGCCCUCUACUCACCGGACGGAUUCCACCGCCAUGGAGGUGAUGUUAGUGAAGAUGAUUCAAGACAAUCUCCAGUUCGUGGAAGCUACCGGAGCAGGACAGGGGGAACGUUUCCAACAUCCUUGUCUUCUGAAGACCUCCUGAGCCCCAGUCCUGGGACAGAGACUUCGGAGCGUAAACCAGAACCACAAAAGGAAGAUGCCCAGGACAAAGCUGUCAAUGCUGAGACUAUGGGCAGUGAUGGACGCCGUCUUUCUGGUGUCACCACCAAUGGAAGCCAGGUCAAUGGUUCAUAUGAAGAGGAGGAGAAACCUUCAGAAACAAGAAAACACACGGAGGAUCUAGGGGUGUCCAAAGAUUCAAAACCUACAGAUGAUGAUAAUAUUACCCACAAAGCUUUUGAAGAUGCAUCCCCCGAGCCACUGCCAACCCCAACUACAGCUGCUGGAGAAAGCCAGGAGGAUGGGGAUGGUUCAAGAGAAGACAAGUCCUCUAAAUCUCCCAAAGACCAGGUGGAAGAACCUGAUGAGGAAUACUUUGGGAAUGAGCGGGUGAUUUUUAACGCAGACGGGGACGCCUGUUACCAGGGUUGGGGGGAAAGCUGCACGGAUCCUGAGGAUGACCUCUACGGAGACGAUGAGGAUAUUGUCUACGACCCGGGCUGUGAUCUGACAGAGAUUCCUGGUCUACCACACGAAAACAAAGAGGACAUCCCUCAAAAGAGGAAGAUUCGUUUCAGCACUGCCCCCAUAACAGUUUUCAACACCUACUCAAACGAGGACUAUGACCGUCGUAACGAGGAGGUGGAUCCCGUGGCCUCCUCCGCAGAGUACGAGCUGGAGAAGAGGGUGGAGAAACUGGAGCUCUUCCCUGUGGAGCUGGAAAAAGAUGAAGACGGCCUGGGGAUCAGUAUUAUCGGGAUGGGUGUCGGCGCUGACGCAGGUCUGGAGAAACUGGGCAUCUUCGUCAAGACCGUCAUCGAGGGCGGAGCCGCUGAGAGGGACAGCAGGAUCAAGGUGAAUGACCAGAUCGUGGAGGUGGAUGGGACCAGUCUGGUGGGCGUCACCCAGAGCUUCGCUGCCUCCGUCCUCAGGAACACAUCGGGAGUGGUCAGGUUUGUGAUUGGCCGAGAGCGUCCGGGCCAGCAGAGUGAGGUGGCCACGCUCAUCCAGCAGACCUUGGAGCAAGAGAGGAGACAGAGAGAGCUGCUGGAGCAGCAGUACGCCCAGUAUGAUGCUGACGAUGACGAGCAGACAGGAGAGUACGCCACAGAUGACGAGGAUGCAGGGACGACGGUGGCAGGCGAGGACAAGAGCAUCGAGGUGUUUGACUUGCCGGAGUCGGAGGACAUCUUGUCUCCCUCGGAGUUAGACGCCACUAAACUCUACCAGAAGUUCAGAGAGCUCCAGAUCAAACACACAGUGACCGAGGCCGAGAUCCAGAAGCUCAAAAACAAGUUAACGUCAGUGGAGAGGGAGAAGCAGCGCUGGGAGAAGGAGAAGAGCCAGCUGAAGGCCAGCAUCGAGGAGAACAAGGAGAGGAUGCUGAAGCUGGAGAGUUACUGGAUCGAAGCGCAGACGCUCUGCCACACGGUCAACGAACACCUGAAGGAGGCGCAGGCGCAGUACCAAACUCUGGAGAAGAAGUACAACAAGGCCAAGAAACUCAUCAAAGACUUCCAGCAGAAAGAGGUGGAGUUUAUCCAGAAGGAAGAUGUGGAGAGGAAGCGGCUGGAAGAUGCUGAGAAAGCUCACCUGGCUGAGAUCCAGGGACUGCAAGUCAGGAUCGCAACAUUAGAGUCCGAGCUAAUGCAGCUGAUGAAGCAGAACGGCAUCCAGGUCAACAACAACAACAGCAACAGUGCUGAGAGGCUCAGCGCUCAGCAGCCGAGCCCCAAAAGGGUCGCAGCAAUAGCCAGAGACUUGAGGGAGGGCUCUCCCCACUCACCCAGCAAAAAGAAGAGCAACAGAGGAGUCGCCCGAGACAGCAUCAGCUCCACAGAGGGAGAGGUCUCUGAGGGACACGGCAGUCCAGCCCACAGCCGCUCUGGUUCGAUUCGUAGCGUGGCCUCUUGUGACGCAGAAAGCUCCCCCAGACGAACACUGCUCCCGCAGUCGAGCCCUUCUCACUGUGUGGAGGAACACAGACAAACAAUGGAUCCUGGGAACACUGGAGAGCAGGACAAAGAUCCCUCACCUGGAAACAGCUCCACAGAGCCGUCACCAGAGGACAGUCCAGAGAAACUCAAGCCCAAGGGCCCCGCUCUGAGCGAUGAUCUGAGCGCCAGCAGCAGCAGCUCGGUGGAGAUCAGCGGCCUGCUGAGUGAAGCCAAGAUGUCGGGACGCUCACACACACUGGCGCUCUCCUCAGAUGAGAGUCUGGAUAUGAUAGAUGAUGAGAUCCUAGACGAGGGACAGUUUUCGAAGCAGUAUCAGUGGCAGAACUGCAGCAUCCCGGAGUGGACCUCCCAGCAAGUGGCCCGCUGGCUCAUGGGCCUCAACUUAGAACACCACAUCCCAGAAUUCACUGCCAAAAACAUAGACGGAGAACAGCUGCUACAGAUGGAGAGUCCUGAGCUCAAGGCCCUUGGAGUUGCUUCUUCCCAGGACCGUGCCCUGAUCAAGAAGAAGAUUAAAGACCUCAAACUUCUGAUGGAGAAGGCCAAGAGGAACCGAGAGAAAGUGGAGAAACAGCGCGAGAAGCUACGGAAGAGGGAGCUGGUGGAGCAGCAGAAAGAGGCGCGCAAAGAAAGCGCGGCAGAGUGAAGUGAAUUGUUAGAUCACCUCCCGCUUUACUGUAGCACCACGCCGCGUAGCAUCUCCAGGAAGAGAACGUCAGUAGGCCCCACAAAUGAACCCUGAGGGACACCUGCUCUGUAGUUCAAUAGUUCUCAGUGGUGGAGCUACACACCCAACUGUCGGAGAUUGUUGAGUGACUUUUUCACCAAGCAAAUCAAACCAAAAUGAGCAGUUGGAUAAUAGGAUCCUGCCCCGUUCAUUUGCCUCCUUUUGCACCCAUCCUGUGUUUGUUAGCCAUUUAAGAUUUCACUCAGUUCUAUUUAUUUUGCUGUUAAUUGCUGUAAAUUAGGUUUAUUUAUUCAUAUGCAGAGUAAGUCUGUGAAGUUAAUCUCUCUCCUCAUGCCGUAUCAUCUUCAGAGCCGUCUGCGUUAUCCAUCGAAGACAUGUCCAUGUACAGUGAUGAAUACAGAUGCUAAUAUGUCUGAUGUGCCAUUUUGAAAGACUUAUCUAUAUCCUGUUCAUAUUCAAUGAAAUCGCUCUGUUGCUUUGCCGAAGCACAUACAAGGUCAGGCCUGUGUGGUGGACUAUAUGAUGCAGUACUCAUCUCCCACCACUGGGUGUCACCAGGCUGCUUACUUUCACUACUGAAGGUGGCAACACCUGAACUUUGAAAUAGGAACUGAAGCGGGAAGCAAGUUUCAUUGGGAGAAACAAACUCUCUCAGUACUUGCAAGAACACUGGAAGUGCAAACACUGUAAAGUUAACCUCUGCACUGGCGUGUCCAAUGCUGCUUACAGUAUACAUGUACCCAUACAAGGCAGUUCACAAAGUAUGAAUGACGAAAAAAAAAGGACAUACUGUAACUCAUUGAACUGGCUCUAACGGAGACUUCAGGUACAAUGUAAUCAUGGAAUUUGUAAUUUACCAAACCUGUACCACAAAAACAAACUACAAAAAAAAUGUUAAAAUGAAAUGUCCUGCUUAUAUGCAUAAUGUUGCUUUGACACCGCUUGUAACCUGCUUUUGACCUCUUUUUAUAUUCUCUCUCAAUAACAAAGUAAUACCCCGCCGCUGCCUUUAGAAAUUCUAGAGAAGUAGAAUUUUUCUGAACUCUAUCCGCUUCUGUGUGAGUGUCGAAACACAUACUAAGCAUUAAAAAAGAAGAAAAAAAAUGUCUUUCAUAAAAAAAUGACAGGUCAAAGUUCACCAUGCAAAUUACUUUGGAAUAUUCUGAUCAAUAUUAAGGAAUGCUGCCAUGUAGACGAGUCAUCUCUGUGAUGGAGGACAGAUAUAAUCGCACUCUUUACUCUGGAAAUUGCACCUAACAGAUGCAAUGUAGUUUUAAUUUUCCUAUAAAACUGGUUCAGUAAGACUUAAAACAAAUAUACACCUUUUUUGAAAUUAUUUUGACAUGUGUACUUUAUGCAAUUCUUGUUUUAGGAUUAUGACGCUCACUGAGAGACGUGCUCCCUGUGUUACUUCUUUAGCAUUCCCGAGAAUCAUUCCGUAGGUUUACAGUAAAUAUAGAAACACCAGUGUCACCGUGAUUGAAACAAAGGCAGCUUUGGUUGUGAUUCCCUUUUGUCUCAAGGGCCCCGCCUGGUGUACUGUUAACAGGUUAAAACGAGAAGAAUAGUCUGGGUUACAAUGCCACAGUAAUACAGGUGAUCUGUUAAUGUUAUUAUUUAUUUAUUUCUGUAUUUAAUGAAGCAACUGACUACUGUUUAUGAUACCUUAUACAAAACAUAAGAAUACUAUUAACACCUAACGUUGAUUUAUCAAGAAUUGUACAAAUUACUUCCUAUUGCCAAAAUAUAAGUAAACCUGCUUAUUAAAAGUGAUAUUAGUUUCCAAUGGUUGUUAUCAAAUGAAGGAUUUAAAGAUGCAGUAAUGCUCCCCCAUCGUGCUUGUGGUUCUCCUCUUAACACAACCAUAGUGCUGCUCCAGUGCAACUCCAAUAAACUGCUCAUGAUGUAUUCUUAUGGAAUAUUUUGUAACACUUGAACCUUUCUGUGAAUACCCCCCCCAACCCCCACCCCCCACCCCUGUCAAGUCAGUCCGCCGACUGCACUCUUUUGACUCUUUUGUAUGUAUAGUAACAACACUGAGAGCAAUACGCUGUACGAAUCCUAAAGCCUUGUUUUCUAUCGUGGAAGUGUGUUUGUCUGAGGGCUGAGGACGCUUAAAGGUCACACCUGAGGCCAACAUGUGACUUUGGAUCUUUUCUAUGUGUUUGACUGAGCUUGCCUAGGCAUGAUGAAACCAACGUGUGGAUGAGACCCUGGUGCUCCUGGCAGGCGUUUGAGUCGUGUCCUGAAGGGUUUGUCUUUCAUGUACGUAGAGAGCAAAAGAUAAUCACCACAAACUGCUAGCCAUUGCUUUCACUCUUUUAAAAAGCUGUGCUUGUUCUCCUCUUCCUCCUCCUCCUCUUCCUCCCUUUUUUGUCAUUACCUUGCUCUCUUUUUCGCAUUGUGAAAAGUUUGAAAGGGCAGCUACCUGUCACACUGAAUAAAAUGUGCGGUCACUGUCCA
Molecule: messenger RNA, 6399 nt
Organism: Cottoperca gobio
Lineage: Eukaryota; Metazoa; Chordata; Actinopteri; Perciformes; Bovichtidae
Gene: ppp1r9a
Product: protein phosphatase 1, regulatory subunit 9A
Exons: 19
Coding region: 496-3894 (1132 amino acids)
Biological process (GO): actin filament organization; calcium-mediated signaling; neuron projection development
Cellular component (GO): actin cytoskeleton; dendrite; postsynaptic density
Molecular function (GO): actin filament binding
Source: RefSeq, a predicted model, not a curated record